CGGGAACAAAGCUACUACUUUCCUGUUGAUUGUUUUCCUCAGUCGGAUGUUUAUGUAGUUGUAGGGAAGGGGAAAGAAAACUAUCAGAUAUGUCUACUCCAAGACAUCCUUACGAAUUGAUAAACCGGUUUAUUUAGAAUGGGUGGGUGCAUUGGGUCUCAGAGAGACAAUGGCCCACCCUCUGGAGAAUCUUCGGACGUAACAGGGAUGGUUCAGCAUGGUAAGUUUGCGCAUAUUACCAGGCCAAAAUCACGAAACAAGAUAUAAAUGUCAGCGUCGGCCUGAGAUGCUCUUAGCAAUUACUAUUUUUAAGUUAGGCUAAGCUAACAGAUGAAGUGGAAAGCGAUAGGCCUAAUGCUUUAUAAGUUAAAUUCAACCAGAUAUGAUAUCAAAUUUUAGGCAUUUGACUUGAUCACUUUACUUUGUGGCUUACUUUUAUUAUAUGAUUAAUAUGAGUAUGAUGUAUGAAUGUAUGAAACUGAAACAAGUGAAGCCUACACUUACUUAGAGCUAGGCCCUAUGCCCAGUAAUCCCUUUGCCAUCUACUACUAGUAUCAGUAUCAGAGAUCAAUAUGAAAUUAAUAUAAUAUCUAGGUCUGUGCCCUUAUUAAUUGAUUGAAAAGGUAUGAUUACUAUGAUUCUGCUUCCCCUCACAAGUCUGUCACAUUGAAUUGAAACUCAAGCCAUGAAGAACUGGGCACAUCAGUCUUUUAAAUGUAAAAAGAAAGGAAGUAAUAACUAAGUAGAAAGUAGGCCUAGCCUACACAAAUCAUUUGUUUUAGUUUUAGGCUAAUAAUGUCACUCUAAUCACUUUUAUGUUUUAAUCUUCCUUGUACUGUUGUACUCUCAUACUCAUAGUCAUAUUACUCAUCAUACAGUUGACACAUAGUCUUAAGACAUGACAUAGUCAUAGUGUUGACAAAUAGAAAAGUUUAGAUAUUUGAUGUCUAUUUGUUUCAGUGCUAUUACUACUAACCCUAUAACUGUCAAGUGUAUUUUUUCUGCAGAGUAGAGUCAAGCCAUUUUUAACUUUUUCAUUUGCUUGUCAAAAAUGAAAAAAAUUAUUAUUAUUAUAAGUGGUUUUAUAUAGCAGGGUACCCCACGUGGGCUCACCACGCUCUACAUACAAUUAAACAAACAUAAUCAAAAACUUUAAAAAUUAAUUAACAUACAUUAAUUAAAUAAAACAAAACAAAUGUAUAUUCAAAACUAUUUACACACACAUGUAUAUUUAAAACUAUUUACAUUUCAAGCUAUGGAUAACACGUAGCAGCAUCGUUUUUCGGUCAGAGGUGGAAUUAGUCAGGAUAGUAGAGUUUAAAAUAGAUGUGUUUUGAGUGCAGUUUUGAAGGCUGUGAUGGUCAGUAUAAUGCGGAUGUGUAAUGGAAGAGAAAUCAAUGUUUGAGGGCACAGAAAGAGAAUGAUCGCUCACCGUAUGUUUUUGUGUGAGUCUUGUGGACAGAAAGAAUACGCUCGUCUGGGGAGGAGGGGGUUAAUAGACAGAGAGAAGUUCGGUUAGAUAGCAAGGGGAGGAAUUCUAGAAAAAGUUGUAUAAAUGCAUAAAAACUGAUUUGUGACUUUGUAUUGGGGGGGGUUUCGUCUUUUUGUGAUGAUUUGCGACAAUUGGGGGGGGGGGGUAAAAAUAGUCAAAAUUUGCGUGACCUCAUUUAUGGAUGGCCCCUAAAUACAGACAUGAAAAAUGCUGCCCAGUGCGGACUGCCCCGGCCCUCCCCUCAUCCGCCACUGAAUGAAGGUCUUAUCUAAGUUCUAAGCAUUGAAAAAAUUACCUGAAACUAUAGGGGGGGUAAAAAUAGUCAAAAUUUGCGUGACCUCAUUUAUGGAUGGCCCCUAAAUACAGACAUGAAAAAUGCUGCCCAGUGCGGACUGCCCCGGCCCUCCACUCAUACGCCACUGAAUGAAGGUCUUAUCUAAGUUCUAAGCAUUGAAAAAAUUAGCUGAAACUAUCAACUGAAAGAUAACAGGCUUAAAUUUAUUCAAUGUUUUACAAAAUUUAAUGGAUAUGAUGAUCUCUGACAAAUUGUUUGUUUAUGAUCAAGUUUCAGUUGGUAGAAACCAACCAUUAAAGCCAGAAAAACCAAAGUGGAAAAGUGAUGUUCCAUUAACAGAAGGGCAACUAAGGAGUAAACGAGAUGAAUUUUGGGAUACUGCACCAGCCUUUGAUGGAAGAAAGGAAAUUUGGGAUGCACUCAAAGCAGCAUCUUAUGCCCUAGAGACAGGAGAUCAUGCUUUAGCUCAAGCCAUAGUUGAUGGGGCCAGCAUAUCUUUGCCACAUGGUAAUAGACUAUAAUUAAUAAAAUGUAGUAAAUAAAAAGUUUAUAAUAAACCAUACAAUGAUGGAUAAUUUACCAAAAAGCAACACAGAGAAAGACCUCUGAUAAUCUUUUAGAUUUCAAGGCUUUUAAGUUAAUAGUUUUGUUUGUAAAGUAUAUCAUUGUGGUUGCAUUUUAUUAUUAAUUGGUUUAUAAAAAUUUUGUUCAUGCUAUCAUUAAAUCAAGUUUUUGAGAUACUGGAAGCAAUAUCUUUAAGAUCAGCACACAGUGAAAAUAACCAACAGCAUUAAAAUCAAACAUUGUUUUUGUAUAUUGUAAUGCAACUUGUGAAUGAUUCCUGGCUUUGAAGUGGUAUUUUAAAAUAAAUUUGCUUACCUUCCAGGAACUCUGAUGGACUGUUAUGAUGAGCUGGGUAACAGAUACCAACUGCCACAUUAUGUUUUAAGUGCCCCAGCCAAUUUAAUUGAAGACACAAGUGAAAGUGAAACCCCUCCUGAUACAGAUGCCAACCCAUCACCGGGGAUUGAACAGCCUAUUCGGUUCCGUCUCUCAAACUUGAGCCAUGAUAUUAAGCUGUCUGUAUGCUCUACUGACACAGUUUUAAAGGUUAAAAAACGUGUUGCAGACAUGCAGGUGGGGUUGGAACCCCAUAGACAAAGAUGGUUUUAUUCUGGACGACUACUCAAUGAUAAACUGCGUAUAGAGGAUGCUAGAAUACCCAAGAAUCAUGUAGUUCAGGUUAUUGUGUCCUUGCCAAAGCAGGAGCCCGGAAGUUGAAAUAUUUAUAUUGUGAUUGAGCAUUGAAAAAUGACUUUCUUGUGGACAAAUAUCAUCCAAGUGUUCUUUCAUUCAAAGCCGUGAUAUUAAGUGAUGGACCGUUGUUUUUGUUUGUAUUUACCUUUCCUGGUUUUGCAGAGACAUUUCAUCAUUUCAACAGAGGUUGUAACAAAGAAAUUAAGGACAAAAUUUAUGUAAAUAUGUGUGAAGAGAAUGUAACUUAUUUUAUAUACAUACAUUUCUUCUUCACAGAUAAAAACUGUUUUCAAGUUGCUGUACUUUUACUCUAAAGAUUUAUCUAUAAAUAAAUAUUUUAUGCUUGUAAUGUACUAUUGAUAACUGUACUGUGAGCCCUGGUUUAGGUUCAUGUUAAAAAAUGAUUUUAACAGUUAGUUCAUCUGACACCAUGUAACAUACCAAAGUGAAUCAAUUUCUCUGCAGAUGCUUAAUUUGUUUUUCUAAUGAUUUUUUGUUGUUUGUUUACAAUCAUAAAUUCUCCCACCAGAUGUAAGUACUAAAUUUUGAUGAUGAAAACUUACAAUUUAUCCAAAAUAAUGAUAAAUUUCUGACUUUAUGUAAAAAAAAAUUUUUUUGCAGACAUUUUAUAAGCUUGAAAAUAUCGACAAGCUUAAAUACGUCAUUAAAUUUAUUUUGAUAAUUGGUUUAACUUAAAUCUGUUCAUUGUUAUAUGUUGAUUGUGAUUAUUGGCUUUACUUUUUUAAUAUCUGUUUAACACUUGGAGCACAGUAACAGAAAAUGUAUUGAUGCUAGCUAUUUUUAUUAACUUUAUUGGGUCAACAGGUCAAGGUGGUCAAAGCAAUCAACCAUCAGCCUCGUGAAAAUUACACCAAAAAUCAUGAUUCACUUAAUGAUUGACCAUGUCAGCAAAGUUGAAUGUGUCAUGAUUCUGUCUUUUAACUUUUAUAUUUUUCUGCCAUAUUGUAUAACCCAUAUCAAAACCUUGUGGUAAUUGUAUGAUAAUUUUUGAAAGUAAAGUAUAUUUAGAGUAAUAUUUAGGGUGCCAGUGUAAAUUUCAAAGAAUGACCAGACUUUUAUUGCAAAAAAUAACAUUUAGCUAUAGAUUAAUAAGACAUUUAAAUUUUAUAACUUAAGGCUAAGUAAGCAUUUUUUGAAGACACAAUAAAUCUAACCUUGCUUUCUUUUUUUUGGUGCUUUUACUAUUCUCUUAAAUCGGCAAUCUUCAUUUACUUUAAAUUCAGCGAAGGACUUAAUUGGGUUUAAUAAUUACUACUAAUGAGGUAGUAGUAAGUCAUCGUUGUCUGUUACUGUGGACCUGUCACAUUCUACAAAUGUUUUUGUAUCAGUAACAUAAUUUUGGCUUUUACUGUAUCCUGCAUUCUUGGAUCAUUUUAGCAUAGAAAUUUUUUUUUUUUGCAUUAAUUAAAAAUCAUGAUAUUGCUAGCAUGUCCCCACAUUUCUAACAAUUUUGCUUGUUCUGGAGAACAGAAUGAAAAUUUAAUUAGCUCAUAUUUGUAUCAAUAUAUAAAGAUCAGCAUAAGGAGAUAUUUUCGAUGACACAUUUACUAAGUUUUGUGUUAUUUGAAAGAAUUCUUUUCAAUUACUUGCAUAUAUAAAUCAUUACACAACCUUGAUCCUCUAUGCAACAGAUAAGUAACAGUUUUACUUGAAAGGCUUUUAGUAUCACCAGCCAUUUUCAUAUUACCGGUACUCAAGAAAAUUAUCCACAAGCGCUGUUGAAUGAGUGUCUGCUUUAUAUUCUAGUUGAAGUCAAUUCACACUCAUGUACUUUCUCUAGGGGUUUGCUUCUUUUGGCUAUUAUGGCACUUGCCAAAAUUUCUUAGGUUAGCCUGUGUUGAUCAACAUCUGUCAGAGCAUAAAUUUAAAGGAAUAACUCCUGCAUUAUAUUAUUGCCAUCUUUUGUAUUACAGAUACAGGUAGCUUAUAUGUAACUUAAUAUUUAAAUAAUUCAUUGAUAGUCUGCUAUUAUAAAGUUGAUACAGGUAACUUUCAAGAUGAAGUGUACACAAAUUACUUUUACUGGAUCUAAUCUAAUUAUUCUUUCUUUUACAACACAUUUUCACAGGAUUAGAUUUUAAAGUUAAGAGUUUAUAUUUAUAUGUAUAUUUCUCUUGAUAUUGAAGCUUUUAAACAGUUUUAAGUGUAUAAUCUUUAAAAAAAAACUAGCUUUCAUAAUAAUAAAAAUACAUUUUUAAAAAAAAGCUUUUUUCUCAGCAUAUACAAACUAACAAAUCACAUAAUCAUUCAACUAGAAAUGUUGAUUAAGCUGAUAUUGUUUAAAAUAAUGGCUAUUUAUUGCCAAUUUAUCAGAUUUAUAAUGUUCUAGACAUCAGCUGUACAACAAAGUAAAACUAGUAAAAGUAGAAAUGUUUGUUGUAUUUUAUGAUCCAUCCUUGAAGACAAGACUCAACAUUCCUGACCACUUACAUGUUUUAUGUAUCUCGUGACUGGUAUUAGCUUUAUGCUAAUCUAAUUCAAAUUGUUGAUUCUAUAUCAUUUUUACCAUUUAAAAUAAAUAUCCCAUAUGAAAUUUGUAAGAUUUUACACUGAUUUUAAAUCAUGUACAUUAGCUUUUUAUAGGC
Messenger RNA from Lymnaea stagnalis (great pond snail), 5650 nucleotides. The record is from the annotation of a GenBank genome assembly. Lineage: Eukaryota; Metazoa; Mollusca; Gastropoda; Lymnaeidae.